Nanorana parkeri is the source of this 1722-nucleotide messenger RNA. RefSeq names its product NUAK family kinase 2 (gene NUAK2). NCBI's taxonomy places the organism in Eukaryota, Metazoa, Chordata, Amphibia, Anura, Dicroglossidae. The transcript is spliced from 7 exons. The coding region runs from base 16 to 1719 and encodes 567 amino acids. Gene Ontology annotation, molecular function: tau-protein kinase activity; ATP binding; protein serine/threonine kinase activity. Gene Ontology annotation, biological process: intracellular signal transduction; protein phosphorylation; microtubule cytoskeleton organization. The record is from RefSeq and is a predicted model, not a curated record. Gene Ontology annotation, cellular component: cytoplasm.
CAUUGUUCCGAUCACAUGGAGUUGCGGGAAGCCGGGCUGCGGCGGCAGGCAGUGAAACGGCAUUUACACAAACAUAACUUGAAACACCGGUAUGAGUUCCUGGAGACGCUCGGGAAAGGGACGUAUGGGACAGUGAAGAGAGCCCGGGACAAGCAAGGGAAUGAGGUGGCCAUUAAGUCAAUCCGCAAAGACCGUAUAAAAGAUGAACAGGAUAUGCUGCACAUCCGGAGAGAGACUGAGAUAAUGAGUUCCCUCUGCCAUCCUCAUAUUAUAUCGAUAUAUGAAGUGUUUGAGAACAGCAGCAAGAUAGUGAUUGUUAUGGAAUAUGCAAGCCAAGGGGACUUGUAUGAUUACAUCAGUGAACGGCAGAGACUCAGUGAUCAAGAAGCAAGGCGAUUCUUUCGGCAGAUUGUAUCUGCUGUACAGUAUUGUCACGCGAAUGGGAUUGUGCAUCGGGAUCUAAAGCUGGAGAAUAUACUAUUGGAUGAAAAUAAAAAUGUGAAGAUUGCAGAUUUUGGACUUUCCAACAUCUACCAUUCAGAUAUCUAUCUUCAGACAUAUUGUGGUAGUCCCCUUUAUGCGUCUCCUGAAAUUGUCAAUGGCAGACCUUAUAAAGGUCCUGAGGUGGAUAGCUGGUCGUUAGGAGUUCUUCUCUACAUUUUGGUUCAUGGCUGUAUGCCAUUUGACGGGCAAGACUACAAGAAACUGGUAGCUCAGAUCACUUGUGGAGCUUACAAGGAACCAAGCCACCCAUCUGAUGCAUGUGGAUUGAUUCGUUGGCUACUGAUGGUGAACCCAGAGCGCAGAGCCACGCUAUCAGACGUUGCUUCUCAUUGGUGGGUGAAUUGGGGGUACCAACAACCGUUGAGUGAACCAGAGCAAACAAAGGAAUCUGAUUCACCAUUUUCUAUUGUUGGGGGAUGGUUUAGAAGAUCUUCUCGUCCUUUGUGGGAUAAUGGCUCUAAAAUGCGCUCUUUCUUACGCCAGCAUCUCCCAGGGACAACUAUCACUCGUCAGCGCUCACUAAAGCGUUCUAAAAGGGAAAACAUGGGCCACAUAAUAACUCCGAUUCCCCCAGAAACAAUCCCAUCUGUACCUCCUGCUCCUAAAAAAGGAAUCUUAAAGAAGCCCCAGCAGCGAGAGUCUGGUUACUAUUCUUCUCCAGAGCAUAAUGAGGGAGCAUUGAUGAAUGACGAAAAUGAUGCACCCUGUUCCUCUUAUGCCAUUGAGCCAAAACAUCUCCCAGCGAUUAAUACUGGCAUAGAAGAACCACAGGAACCAGUCAUCAGGAAAGGUAUACUCAAGCGAGAUGGCAAGUUCUCUUCUGCUGGAGCAGCUCCUGAGUUGUCUUUUGAUGCGGUUGACUGUUCUUUAAAAAAUGACAAGUUACCUGUAUGCAUGCUUACCCAUGAGAAAGUACCAUCUUCUUUCAGCCAAGAGAGUAUUCUUUCCACUGAGUCAUUUGAGUUGUUAGAUUUCCCAACCAGAUAUAGAGAUCGUCCAAGACGAAAGAUGCAAUCUAUGAGAGGUAGUCUUUCUGCUGAAGAUCUUUUAAACCUCAAUUCAGAGGAUGACUUUGGAUCAGAUGGACCCAGACUCUGGAAUAUGGCUUGCUAUCAGGCACGUGUAGCAGAAAGCUGCCUCUCCUUGGUAGUGUCAGAGGAAGAGGCGAUGCAGGUCUACAGGACUGCAGUGCUUAUUGGUCGAGAUCCAAGUUGAAAU